AACUACCAUAAUCGACCAUAAUUGUAAUGGUGAAUAAUUGUUAGCUACAUGUCAUUGUUACCCAAAACACUUUCAGGGAGUUCAGGGGGACUGAACCUCCUUUGCAGGGAAAAUUACAUAAUCGUCUUCCUUAAUGAUGGACUACGAAUUCAAACUGAAAACAGCGUCAGAACGUGCCAAAGUAGAAGAUUUGUUUGAUUACGAGGGUUGUAAAGUUGGCCGCGGGACUUACGGUCAUGUUUACAAAGCUCGGAGAAAAGAUGGGUCUGAUCCAAGAGACUAUGCCUUAAAACAAAUAGAAGGGACAGGCUUAUCCAUGUCUGCUUGUAGAGAAAUUGCUUUGCUACGUGAAUUAAAACAUUCAAAUGUGAUAAACCUCAUAAGAGUCUUCCUUUCUCAUAAUGACAGGAAAGUCUUUUUGCUGUUUGAUUACGCUGAACAUGAUCUAUGGCAUAUAAUCAAGUUCCACAGAGCAGCUAAAGCAAACAAGAAACCGGUAAUGGUUCCUAAAGGAAUGGUGAAAUCCCUUCUGUAUCAGAUCUUAGAUGGAAUUCACUAUCUGCAUUCCAAUUGGGUGCUACACAGAGACCUGAAACCUGCAAAUAUUCUUGUGAUGGGUGAAGGACCAGAAAGAGGCAGGGUAAAGAUUGCAGACAUGGGUUUUGCUAGACUCUUUAAUGCACCAUUGAAGCCACUGGCAGACCUGGAUCCAGUAGUUGUAACAUUCUGGUACAGGGCUCCUGAACUACUGUUGGGUGCUAGGCACUAUACUAAAGCUAUUGACAUUUGGGCCAUAGGAUGCAUAUUUGCUGAGCUUUUAACUUCAGAACCUAUAUUUCAUUGUCGACAAGAGGAUAUUAAAACUAGUAAUCCAUAUCAUCAUGACCAACUAGAUAGGAUAUUCAAUGUGAUGGGUUUUCCCUUAGAAAAAGACUGGGAAGAUAUCAAGAAAAUGCCAGAACAUCCAACACUGCUCAAAGACUUCAAAAGGGCUAAUUACUCCAAUUGUUCAUUAGUAAAGUACAUGGAUAGGCAUAAAAUCAAACCAGAUAGCAAAGCAUUCCAUUUGCUUCAGAAAUUACUUCUGAUGGAUCCCACAAAAAGAAUCACAUCUGAACAAGCCAUGCAAGAUGCCUACUUCCAAGAAGAACCACUCCCAACUCAGGAUGUUUUUGCUGGAUGUCAGAUCCCUUACCCAAAGAGAGAAUUUCUUACUGAUGAUGACAACGAAGACAAGUCAGAGAAUAAAGCUCGACAGAAUCAGCCUCAAAACGGUAAUCAAGGAGGCCAAGGGGACCAAGGCAAUCACAACCACAAUCACGGCCCUAAUGCCAAGCGUGUACGUCUGGCUCCGCCUCAUCCUGUCAGCACGUCGUCUGGUAUAUCACAACAACAACAGCAGCAACAAACAGAAUUCCAUCAUGUACAACAGCAGCAACAGCAACAUGUGUCUCAGCCAGGCAUGAUCUACAACUCAACAUCUAACACCCAACCAACACCUAAUUUUGCACAGCGGUUCUAACAUUGUUAUCUCGUGACUCAGGACUCCAUGGACGAGGGAUUGGCCUUGUACGCAGGAUAGCAUAACACAGAGAGACGCGGACGAACAUCCAUGGCUUGAGUGGGAUUCGAACCCACGGUCCCAGCGACCAAGCGGCACAAGGCUCAUGUCUCAGACUGCGCGGCCACUGUGGACCCCGCAUGUUAAAAAUUUUGUCAUUGGCAUGAUAGUGCUUAUCAAUAUUUCUUUAUACCAUUAGACUUAUAUUCUGAAGAGACAUUGGAUGGAAUCUUUGAUUUAUUCACUGCCAUUUCGGUGUGGACUGCAUUUUGGUUUGGUUUAGACAAACACUUCUAUCAAAUAUGUUAGAAAACCAGUUGUGGAGGAUUUACAGCAAUAGAAUGUUUUUGACAAAACAUAAAAUAUUUCUGUGACUCAUCCUAUUUUAAGCAUAGACUAUUGCUUUUAUAGCAGCAGCCCAGGUACAGUACAGACCAAAAGUUAAAUGCACAGUGAGCAUGAUGCAAAUGUAUUAUGAUGAUCAAAGGGAAAGCAGCUUAAAACAAAACAGCUAAAACUGUUAUGUUUACUGUGAUUCACUUCACUAAUUUUUGUAGAAGAAACAUAAAUGCAUCACAGGUGGGGUAUGAAAAUGGAGAAUUAUAUUUUUUUAUUGGUGUCUUCAUUGGAAGUGAAAGCCCAUAAGACGGCACUGUGUAUUCUCAAUGCUCGAUGAACCACAGACUAAGCUAUGAUGUCAUUGUCAGUGAAUAUGUUAAAGGAAGGAGCUGGAGUCAUUAAAUGCUUGGGAACUUUUGACACGAAGAGCUGAAAAAAAAUUCUCCUUGUUCUCAAAAAUUAAGUUUCACCCUUACAAGUUGUAACUACUGUAUUAGGCUAAUUUCAGUGACAUAUAAUUUCUUAUUACCUACUGAAACAGUCAAAUGUACCUAGGUGUUCA
Zootermopsis nevadensis is the source of this 2462-nucleotide messenger RNA. RefSeq names its product cyclin-dependent kinase 8 (gene Cdk8). Gene Ontology annotation, cellular component: nucleus. NCBI's taxonomy places the organism in Eukaryota, Metazoa, Arthropoda, Insecta, Blattodea, Termopsidae. Gene Ontology annotation, molecular function: ATP binding; protein serine/threonine kinase activity. Gene Ontology annotation, biological process: protein phosphorylation. The record is from RefSeq and is a predicted model, not a curated record.